CUACAUAAACCUAACUAGAUAGAAUCAACUUAUACCAUGUACCAUCAAACCACACAGAAGAUGUGCAGGAAUAAAGGCGAUAGGAGCACAAGCAGUGCAAAGGCUUGGAGGAGCCAGGGAUAAUGGAGGAGCUGAGGGACAGGGAAGUAAAGUGGUUGGAGACAUAAGCUCUCUGCUGACACAGUAACCAGAGAUUUACAACCUGCCUGGCUUGCGUUGUCCUGUGUGUAUCUGACCAGACUGUUAGUGUGCAAGUCCUGCCACAGUUUGUUAAGGAUCUAUUUUGCUGGCGCACUGCACAACAACCAGGCUGAAAAGAGCAGCUCUUGUCUGAGUGACUCUGCAAGAUAUUCAAGUACCACAAAAUCUCCUCCUAUUCAUCCUACCACUCCAUUGAUUUCAGCAGCGGCACAAUGGGGACCUUAAGCUCCAAGGCUUGGUACAAAAGAGACGCCCGGGUGGUGAUGCUGGGACUGGAUUUUGCAGGCAAAUCCACCAUCUUGUCUAAAUUGAAGAGCAGCGAGCUUGUGGAGACUUUCCCGACAGUGGGCUUUAAUGUGGAGUCUCUGAAAACCCCAUGUCAUCUACCCUUGACUCUCUGGGAUGUGGGUGGUCAAGACAAGCUCCGCGCUAGCUGGAAGGACUAUCUGGAAGACACGGAUGCUCUCAUCUUUGUGCUGGACAGUGCCGACAAAACCCGGCUGCCAGAGGCAAUGGCUGAAUUGGAGAAAGUCCUGAACAACAUAAACAUGACUGGGGUUCCAGUCUUGCUUCUGGCCAACAAGCAGGAGCUGCCAAGGUCCCUCUCUCUCUCAGAGCUGCAGGAGAGGCUGAAUCUGGAAUGGUUCAGUGGCCGAAGCUGGGAGCUGAGAGGGUGCAGUGCUCACACUGGUGAGGGGUUGAGGGAAGCCUUAAUGGCCCUGGCAGGACUUCUUAAGAGCCGGGAUAAGAAUUCCCCUGAAUGUGUCUGUGCACCACUGCAGUGA
This is a messenger RNA of Mauremys mutica (yellowpond turtle), 986 nucleotides long. It is a transcript of the gene ARL11, whose product is annotated as ADP ribosylation factor like GTPase 11. Gene Ontology annotation, biological process: intracellular protein transport; vesicle-mediated transport. Bases 414 to 986 code for a protein of 190 amino acids. The transcript has 4 exons. The record is from RefSeq and is a predicted model, not a curated record. Gene Ontology annotation, molecular function: GTPase activity; GTP binding. NCBI's taxonomy places the organism in Eukaryota, Metazoa, Chordata, Testudines, Geoemydidae. Gene Ontology annotation, cellular component: cytoplasm.